AUGGCGCAUAAUUUCUUCGCGGAGCAGCCGAUUGAAGGUGCGCGAGCCUAUUCUCUUCACAGUGUCCUACAUAACUGGAACGAUGAGGACUGCCAGACUAUUCUCUCCAGACUUGUGGCUACUAUGGCACCUGGAUAUAGCAAGAUUCUGAUCAAUGAAAUUGUUAUCCCUAAGACCGGAGCGCAUUGGGAGGCCACCGCUAUGGACAUCUUGAUAACAGUACAUCUUGCCGCAGGGGUGCGGACUGAACAGCAGUGGCACCAGCUUAUCGAGUCAGUGGGGCUCAAAGUUGCCAAAAAUUUGGCACAGGGUGGGCAGCGUUGCGAGCUUGAUUGA
This is a messenger RNA of Aspergillus pseudonomiae, 336 nucleotides long. Its product is annotated as O-methyltransferase. The record is from RefSeq and is a predicted model, not a curated record. The transcript has 2 exons. Gene Ontology annotation, molecular function: O-methyltransferase activity. NCBI's taxonomy places the organism in Eukaryota, Fungi, Ascomycota, Eurotiomycetes, Eurotiales, Aspergillaceae. The coding region runs from base 1 to 336 and encodes 111 amino acids.